CAGUGUGUGCCCCGGGGCCAGCGGGUCCAUGGGGCUGGUGGAACUGGUGGGUGCCCCCGAUGCUGGUGGAUCCCAGUGGGUGCUGGUGGGUUCUGGUGGGCUGGGGAUGACAGGUACUGGUGGGGUCGAGGUAUCGGAUACCGGUGGGUGCUGGUGGAGGUCGGUGGGUUCCAGUGGGUGCCAGUGGGUACUGGUAGGGCUGGUGGAGGUGUCAGGUCCUGGUGGUACCGGUGGUGCUGAGGGAGGUCGGUGGGUGCUGGGGGGGCUCACAGGCACCGGGGGAUGUUCCCGUUACCAGCAGCCCCCCAGUGCCCCCAGCUGAGGUGGGCACUGGUGGGACUGGCAGGUGCCCACGUUCCCAGUAUCCCUCAGUGCCUCCCGGUGCUCCGGAUGUUGUUUGGGGUGCCCCCGGUGCCCCCCGAUGCGGUCGGUGGGUGCCAGUGGGAUUAACAGGUCCCCACAAUAGUGGCAGCUCCCCGGUGUCUCCAGUGCCCCCAGCUGCGGUGGGUGCCAGUGGGACUGGCACUUCCCCACAUUACCGGCAGCCCCCCGGUGCCCCUCGGUGCGCUGGGAUCCAGGAGGACUGGCAGUUCCCCACAUUAUGGGCAGCCUCUCGGUGCCCUGAAUGCCCUCGGUGCUCCCCGGUGCGGUCGGUGGGUGGCACUGGCAGGUCCCCACAUUACCGGCAGCCCCCCGGUGCCGCCGGUGCCGCCGAGACCUCGCCGACCUCUGCCCGGCGGUUCCCGGCAGGAGCGGCCCCGAAGCGGCGCUUCCCGGCACGGCCCACAUCGAGGUGAUCCCCUGCAAGAUCUGUGGGGACAAAUCCUCAGGGAUCCACUACGGGGUCAUCACCUGUGAGGGCUGCAAGGGGUUCUUCCGGCGCAGUCAGAAGAGUGGCCCGAGCUAUGCGUGCAGCCGCCAGCAGAACUGUCCCAUUGACCGCGCCACCCGCAACCGCUGCCAGCACUGCCGCCUCCAGAAGUGCCUCCGCCUCGGAAUGUCCCGCGACGCCGUCAAGUUCGGCCGCAUGUCCAAGAAGCAGCGGGAGCGGCUCCACGCUGAGGCGCAACAGCAGCUGGAGCAGCGGGAACGGGAACGGGCAGCCCAGGGGGCUCCGCUGCCCGCCCCAGGUCACCCACUGUCCCCCACUGUACCUGCGGGAUGUCCCCGGGGGUCCUCUCCUGUGGAGGAGGGGACAAAGCGGGCACAGGACGGGGACAGGGGGGCCCCUGAGUGGUUCCCCCACCCUGGGGUCAGCAGCAUCCCAGAGUCCCCCACGGCGUCCGUGGUGGAGAUCGAGCACCUGACGCAGAGCGUUCUCAAGUCGCACCGUGACACGUGCCAGCCCCGGCCUGAGGAGCUGCAGCGGCGGCGCUGGGACACCUUCACCCGGGAGGAGAUCUGUGCCUACCAGAGCAAGGGGGCGCGGGAUGACAGCGGGUCCCACAGCCCUCAGCAGAGAUGUGGCAGCGCUGUGCCAGCCGUGUCACCGAGGCCAUCCAGGACGUGGUGGAGUUUGCCAAACGCCUGCAGGGCUUCCUCGAGCUCAGCCAGAACGACCAGAUCGUGCUGCUCAAGGCGGGUGCCAUGGAGGUGGUGCUGGUCCGCAUGUGCCGAGCAUUCAACUCCGACAACCGCACCGUGCUCUUCGAGGGCAAGUUCGCCGGCGUGGAGCUCUUCCGCUCCCUGGGGUGCCACGAGCUCAUCGGGUCCAUCUUCGACUUCGCCCAGAGCCUCUGUGCCCUGCACUUCUCAGAGAGCGAGGUGGCCCUUUUCAGCGCCCUCGUGCUCGUCAAUGCCAGCCGGCCGUGGCUGCAGGACCGCCCACGGGUGGCCCGGCUCCAGCGACACCUUGAUGCGGCCUUUCGGCUCCUGCUGCACCGGACCCGCCGCGAGGGGCUCCUGGCCAGGCUCCCUCCCCCGGGCCGGUUGCGGGCUCUGUGCUCGCAGCACGUGGAGCAGCUCCAGGCCUUUUGCCGCCUCCACCCCGGGGGGGUCUCGGCCGCCUUCCCCCCCCUCUACAGAGAACUCUUCACCUCCGAUGCCACUGAAGCCCCCGCGGGCACCCACUGAGCCCCACCCGGGGGUCUGGGACCACUGGGACCACCACUGCACCCGCUGAGCUUGACCCGGGAAUCUGGAACCACCAGGACUACCCCUGCACCACUGACCUGACCCUGGGGGUCUGGGACCACCAGGACCAACCCUACACCCAUGAACCCAACCCCAGGAGUCCAGGACUAUCCCUGCACCACUGACCUGACCCUGAGGGUCCAGGACCACCCCUACACCCACAGACCUGUCCCCGGGGGUCCAGGACCACUGGGACCACCCCUGUACCCGUGAGCACCCAGGAUUACCUGGAGGUGCUCCAUGGAGGGACCUGUUGAGAUUCUGUCACCUGUGAGUGCCCCAGCACCUGGUGAGGCUCCAUCAUCCAUGGGCGCUCCAUCACCUGUGGGUUCCCCAUCACCUGCCGAGGCUCCUGUGGGUGCCCUGUCACCCCUGGGUGCUCCAUCACCUGUGAGCGCCCCAUCACCUGUUGAGGCUUCAUCACCCAUGAGUGCCCUGUCACCUGCAGGUGCCCCCUCCCCUAUCUCUGACCCCUCCCCUGGGACCCCCCAGAACUCGGGGUGGGAGGGUCAUGCGUGGCUGUGCCGUCACCCAUAGAUGUUCCUGGGGGGCCCCCCCGCGCUGUCCCACGCCCCGGGGUGCGGUGGGGGUGGAUGCCGGGGUGUCCUCGGCUGCAUUUUAAGGGAAAUAAAGCCGGCUUUGGGGUCA
Messenger RNA from Myiozetetes cayanensis, 2781 nucleotides. RefSeq names its product RAR related orphan receptor C (gene RORC). Gene Ontology annotation, molecular function: nuclear receptor activity; zinc ion binding; RNA polymerase II cis-regulatory region sequence-specific DNA binding. Lineage: Eukaryota; Metazoa; Chordata; Aves; Passeriformes; Tyrannidae. Gene Ontology annotation, cellular component: nucleus. The record is from RefSeq and is a predicted model, not a curated record. Gene Ontology annotation, biological process: regulation of transcription by RNA polymerase II. The coding region runs from base 626 to 2122 and encodes 498 amino acids. The transcript is spliced from 10 exons.